AUGUUUGCCUCAGUUGGUGCCCAAACUACCGUAGUGCUUGAUGGAAAGUUGAUAUCCAUGGAAAUUAGAUCAAGAAUAGCUGCUAAGGUAAGAAGAAUGAAGAAAUGCCUAGGAAAAGUUCCUGGAUUAGCUGUAAUUUUAGUAGGCCAAAGACGGGAUUCUCAAACUUAUGUUCGCAACAAGAUAAUGGCCUGUGAAGAAGUUGGAAUCAAGUCUUUGGUGACUGAAUUACCCAAUGAUUGUGCAGAAAUGGAUGUUCAAAAUGCCAUCAUGAGAUUUAACAAAGAUCCAUCCAUUCAUGGUAUCCUUGUGCAACUUCCUCUACCACAAUUCAUUACGCAUCUAGAUGAGGAAAAGGUUUUGGAUGCUUUAUGUCUCGAGAAAGACGUGGAUGGUUUUCACCCCGUUAAUAUGGGGAAUCUUGCCAUAAGUGGAAGGGAGCCACUUUUUACUCCUUGUACUCCAAAGGGCUGCAUUGAGUUAUUGAUCAGAUCAGGAGUCGAGAUAAUGGGGAAGAAAGCCGUAGUGAUUGGAAGAAGUAAUAUAGUUGGUUUGCCAACGUCCUUGUUAUUGCAGAGGCACCAUGCAACAGUCACUGUCAUACAUGCCUUCACAGAAAACCCUGAAAAAAUCACCAAAGAAGCUGAUAUUAUAGUUUCAGCGGCUGGAGUGCCUAAUUUGGUCCGUGGUAACUGGAUAAAACCUGGUGCAACUGUGAUCGAUGUUGGUACUACUCCUGUUGAGGAUCCUGUGUGCGAGGAUGGUUAUCGUCUCGUAGGCGACGUAUGCUACGAAGAAGCCUUGAAAGUGGCAUCCGUUAUUACUCCUGUGCCUGGCGGGGUUGGUCCUAUGACCGUUGCUAUGCUCCUAUGUAAUACUCUAGUUUCUGCAAAAAGAAUGCUGAAUUUUAAUUGA
This is a messenger RNA of Sphenostylis stenocarpa, 915 nucleotides long. The record is from the annotation of a GenBank genome assembly. Lineage: Eukaryota; Viridiplantae; Streptophyta; Magnoliopsida; Fabales; Fabaceae.